UUCACCCAAUCUGUGGAGGGACUUUGAAACACCUACAGAAAUAUGCCUAUACUGUAUUUAUGAUGAUAUAUGAACUUGGUGGUCAGCUCUUAACACAUUAGUUGUAUCCGGGUUUUUUAAAGUUUAUAUAGGAGAAUAUUUUAGCAGCCAGAGGCGGGGCGACUGCUACGUUACGGCGAAGUAACACUGUUUAUUCAGGGCUCUGGUUUAGCUCCGCCUGUGCUAGUAGCGGCAGGCUAACACCAACAACCAACGAACUGUCAAACCACUCCCGAGUGACUCAUACCGGUUCAUUUAUCUAGAUAAACUCUAUUUAGUUACGUGGUAAUGUUGCGAAACUGAUGUAGUAACGUUGGCACCCAGCUACUUCUGUAUCUCCGGUAGGUCUCGUUUAUUGUCGAAUAGUUAUAUUACUAUUUUUGUGGCUAACGGCUAACGAAAAUAUACCAAGGUUGUCGCUUUUGAAACUACUGAGGUCGAUGUUAUCUCAUGGAGGACUUGUACAGGUAUUAGUCAAGAGGAUAUACAAGUGGGUAAGGACAGACCAGAGGAGGUACACACUCGGUUUCUUCGCCAUGGGAAACACCUGCAGCAAUCAUCUUGGGAUCCCUCCAGCCAAGGGCCCUAAUGCUGUGGGAUGCACUGACUUCAUGAUGGACCAUACUGUAAAGGGCACAUUCUUCCGGCUCUACUAUCCUUGUCAAGAGACUGAAAAUGGCGAAAAACCAGACUGGGUACCAUGCAAGGAGUAUUUUAAUGGUCUGGCAGACUUCAUGAAAAUCAACAGGAGUCUCAGUGAAAGGAUUUUCAACCACCUCUUUGGGUCCUUUAAGAUUCCAGCCUACUUGAAUGCUCCAUUUAAAUCCAAUGAAAAAUGUCCUGUGGUUAUCUUCUCCCAUGGCCUCGGAGCUUUUAGGACUUUGUAUUCAGCUAUAUGUGCAGAACUGGCCUCUCAGGGCUUCAUUGUGGCGUCUGUGGAACACAGAGACGAGUCAGCCUCAGCUACGUUUUAUUUUCGUGAGAAGACUGAGUCAGAGAAGAACAAGAAUGUGACUAAAACAUCUGCCCCUGCCCAAGACAACUUGGUGAAAGAGUGGAUGUACUACAGAAGUCUGCAGCACGGAGAGAGUGAAUUCCCCCUCAGAAAUAAACAGGUGAAACAGAGAGCAGAUGAAUGCAUCCUGGCUCUGGAUAAACUCUUCGAAAUCAACUCAGGGAUACCAGUGGAAAAUGUUUUGCAAACACAGUUCGACUGGACGACGUUGGAGAACUCCAUGGAUCUGUGCAGGAUAGCAGCAGUGGGGCAUUCCUUUGGAGGAGCAACUGUUGUUGAAGCUCUGUGCAAAGAGGUCAAAUUCAAGUGUGGCGUAGCUCUGGAUGCCUGGAUGUUCCCUUUAGAUGACGAGAUCUUCCCCCGGGUGAAACAACCCAUCUUCUUCAUCAACUCAGAGAAGUUUCAGUGGGCGGGAAACAUCAGUCGCAUGAAGAAGCUGGACUCAGCCGUCAUUCAGAGGAAAAUGAUCACGAUCAGAGGAACAGUCCACCAGAGUUUCCCAGACUUCACCUUCCUGACGGGCAACUGGAUCGGCAAGCUGAUGAAGCUGAAGGGAGAGAUCGACCCAGAGAUCGCCAUAGACCUCUCCAACAAAGCAACACUAGCCUUUCUGCAACGCCAUCUUGGUCUACAGAAGAACUUUAAUCAGUGGGACCCUCUGAUCGAUGGGCAAGACGAAAACCUCAUUCAAGGAACUAAUGUUACUGUGCUGCAGUCUGCCAUCUGAAGCUGCAGAAUGUACCUGGGACUUCCUGGCCGUCAGCAGAAUGACUUCACCUCGUGCAUGGGAGUCUGGGAAAUUCCCAAAAUGCCAAGCCAAGCCUACUUGGCAUUUCAAAUGCACUGAGGAUAACAUUUUGGAGUAGUUUAUAGACAGAAGACAAUCUCUACCUCAUCAGCAGGAAGGAUUUGUUUUUCUUGAAGGAUAAAACACCCACUCAUCGUACCAGUGUUUGUUCAUGAGGCCUGAAUGUUGCUCAACUCUUUUCACUGUUAGUGAAAUCUUCACUUUUACCAGCAAUUUUAUCAAUGAGUGUAUAUAAACUGAGAUAAUAUUAUUUCACACAAGUACUGUAUGUCUCUUUGGAUGUAUGACCUUCCAACAGAGACAGGCUACGCUAUGAUUGCAGUGUGAUUAUGGAAUAAGAUAUGAGAAUAGUAUUCAACCAAUGGGCUGGGGAUGGAAAUUGAAGAAAAAAAAGUUGGAAUAAGGACUUCUAUGAUCUUAGAAAAAUGAUUAACAUAGCCAGGGUAUCAAACUUAAUGUAUCCACCCUGAUUAUACAGAGUGCAGAUCAAUCCGUAUCAUCAAAAGCUCACAAACACUAAAAGGUUGCAUAAAGAAACCAUGUGCCUUAACUUACAGUUGUGUUCAUACUGGCUCAAUGUAACGGCCUUCUACUUUUAUACACUUACCGUCUAAAGUAUCUGCCAUAACACAAAUCCAAUAAAUCUGGUUUGUAUAUACAAAUAUGUCGUUUGCCAACUUUUUAAGUGGUGUUAUCUUCCAUAUGUGCUAACUUUCAUGUCUUUGGGUUGUAUACAUCCAUCCGCCUGUUGCCUGAACACUGUCUCAGGAACACCUGCAGGGAAUUUCUACAAAUUUGGCGCAAACCUCAACUUGGACUCAAGGAUGAACUGAUGAGGUUUUGGUGGUCAAAGGUCACGGUCCCUGAACUCUGUCCCAUUCUUAUGAAAGUGAUAUUUCACGAAUAACUUAAGUGAAUUUCUUCAAAUUUGGCACAAAUGUCUACUUGUACUCAUUGAUUAACUAGAAUUAGAUUUUGGAGGUCAAAGGUCAAGGCCACCUCACAAAAUACAUUUUUUUGAGCACAACUUAAUUCAUGUGCCAAGUAUAACGUUAAACAAUUUAUUUCACUGUGACAUAAUCUGCAAAAACACAUUUCCGGCCAUUGAGGAAAAACUAAGCAACAGAAUGAGAGAUCGUGACCAUAUUUUACAUGUGGUUAGAUAUUAAAUAUGUGGCAGAUGAUUCUGUGUGAAGCAUUAGCAACAUCUGCUGUCAGUACAGAUGUGUGUGGAUGUAAACUGUAACUUGGCUGGUUGAAUGAGGCAUAAAACUAACAGUUAAUUCAAGUUUAGAGCCUGUAACACUGUGACCAGGCUCUAAUCUCUCUGAAACCCAAGUUUUGGAUGAAUGUGCUUGUAGAAAGCAAUAAAGAACUGUUAGAUGUCAUUAGGUCAGUGUGAGGGCUGAAAACUUUUGCUGCUAUAUUUAAAAGGCAUUUUCACAAAGCAUAUCAUUUUCAUCCCAAACAACUACCA
Messenger RNA from Centropristis striata (black sea bass), 3339 nucleotides. RefSeq names its product phospholipase A2, group VII (platelet-activating factor acetylhydrolase, plasma) (gene pla2g7). The record is from RefSeq and is a predicted model, not a curated record. The coding region runs from base 480 to 1781 and encodes 433 amino acids. Gene Ontology annotation, molecular function: 1-alkyl-2-acetylglycerophosphocholine esterase activity. NCBI's taxonomy places the organism in Eukaryota, Metazoa, Chordata, Actinopteri, Perciformes, Serranidae. The transcript has 11 exons.